GGGCCGGGCGGGACACCUGCACAGGCUGGUGGCUGCAGCACCCGGCGUGCGGCGCGGGUAGCUUCCAGCUCGGAGGAGCUCGGCAGGUGUCCUGGAACCCUGAUGGCAAACUUCAAGGGCCAUGCUGUCCCAGGGAGCUUCUUCUUGAUAACUGGACUAUGGUGGUCAGUGAAGUAUCCACUGAAGUACUUUCACCAAAAGGGGAAAAGCAGCAAACUGGCCCAUUAUUCUCAGCGUGUUGAGAUCAUUGAAGCUGCAAUCAGAACUUUGUUUUCAGUCAUUGGCAUCCUGGGAGAGCAGUUUGUCCCAGAUGGGCCCCACCUGCACCUGACACAUGAAAACCACUGGGUGAAGCUGAUGAACUGGCAGCACUGCACCAUGUAUGUCUUCUUCAUGGCCUCAGGCAUCACCGACAUGCUCACCUGUCUGGUCACCCACGUGCCCCUGGGGGUGGACAGGCUAGUUAUGGCCAUGGCAGCAUUCACCCAAGGUUUUCUCUUGCACUACCACGUGCACAACCGACCACCACUGGACCAGCACAUCCACUCACUCCUGCUGUACAUUUUGUUCGGAGGAGGCUUCAGUGUUUUCUUGGAGGUGAUCCUUCGGGACAACAUUGUGCUGGAGCUUUUCCGAACCAGUCUCGUCAUUCUUGAGGGCACCUGGUUCUGGCAGAUUGGGUUUGUGCUGUUCCCACCUUUUGGAGCCUCCGAAUGGGACCAGAAGGAUGAUGCAAACAUCAUGUUCAUCACCAUGUGCUUCUGCUGGCACUACUUGACUGCCCUCUGCAUUACAGCCAUCAGCUACUCUCUUGUUUAUUGCCUUUUGAGUCGGUCAAAGAGGCACAAAGGAGAAAUCAUUGGGAUUCAGAAGCUAAAAUCAGAUCACACUUACCAGGCGGCCCUCCUGAGUGGCUCAGAUGAGGAAUGAGCAGAGGCCACCAGUCAUGUCCGUUUGGCCACAAACAGCUUGAGUGCAAAGCUGUAAUUCAUCUCCGUCCUAAUGCUUGUUUUGGUCUGCUCUCAAGGUUCUGUACAUUUACUUGACUCAUUCAAUUGACUAAAGGCUGGGUUGGUGUUGUAUCUGUCAUAAAGAAAAAUGAAGCCAGCCUUUGUGUCCCAGUGUGAAGAGAAAUCAAGAGACUCACAGUUUCAGGAUAGGAAAUGGUCUCAUGUAUGAAUCCAGCAGAACUGACUGCUUUGGAUGACUUACUCCCUUUUCUCUCAAGAAAGCAGGUAUUUCUUAUCAGAAAGUAAGUGAAUGACAGUGCCUUUAUUUUAGAGACACAAUUCUAACAUGUAUUUUUUAAAAGUAAAAUAAUUUGCAAGCUUUGGUGUUUCAAAUAUUACCUGUUAAACGUCUCAUAAUUAAUCAAAAUAUUCCAGAGUACUGUACUACCUCAGUGGGUAAGUGAUGAGGUUGGACCAAAGGUGACUUUUUUUUUUUAAUCAGGAAACUAUUAGUGGCCCAGCUGUGACCUAGAACUCAGAUGUUUUGGCUCCUCUUACCCUACUAAAAAGAUACUGACAGGAAAUAUGAAUAGCAAGGUAGAGAAAUGUGGAAAGCUUUGAAUUUAGAUACAACUGAAAGCAGAGGAUAAGAAUCCUGCAAAGACAUGAAUCUGGAAGUAGUAAUAUAAAGUCUUGAUACUCUUUUUUGUCUUAGUUCUGGAUCUGUUUUUUCUUCAAACUUCCUUCAACAAAUAUUUAUUAAAAAUCUACUUUGCAGCAGCA
Messenger RNA from Manis javanica (Malayan pangolin), 1733 nucleotides. It is a transcript of the gene TMEM45B, whose product is annotated as transmembrane protein 45B. The record is from RefSeq and is a predicted model, not a curated record. Lineage: Eukaryota; Metazoa; Chordata; Mammalia; Pholidota; Manidae.